Messenger RNA from Cydia fagiglandana, 8485 nucleotides. RefSeq names its product protein Aster-B-like. The coding region runs from base 140 to 2233 and encodes 697 amino acids. The record is from RefSeq and is a predicted model, not a curated record. Gene Ontology annotation, molecular function: sterol transfer activity; sterol binding. NCBI's taxonomy places the organism in Eukaryota, Metazoa, Arthropoda, Insecta, Lepidoptera, Tortricidae. Gene Ontology annotation, cellular component: plasma membrane; endoplasmic reticulum membrane; endoplasmic reticulum-plasma membrane contact site. The transcript has 18 exons. Gene Ontology annotation, biological process: intracellular sterol transport.
UUGUCUCAAUGCAGUCAAUAGUAUUUUUGUUGUAUUUUGUGCAUAGAUCUCUUGUAUCUGGAUGAUGAAAGCAAAAAACGCAGCUGUGAACAAUAGCUCGCGAGUGGCUGAUCUGAGCGUGCACUAAAACCCUGUGACUAUGACUACUUCGGAGCUGGACAGCCGCAACAUAGCAAUUUCCAUGAGAAAGUCAGUGGAAAACCUGGUGAUAUCGUCUCAAGACGCCAUCGGUCAGAGCAUCAGCCAGGCCCUGACCUUCUCCGGGGUCAUCACACAGCACACCAACCAGAUCCUUCAGGAAAACAAAAACCUGUCACGCUCGCCAUCGCCAUCUCUACGCAACCCUGACAACAACGCUGAACAGCUGGAAAAUGACAAGGAUGGAGCCCCCGAUUCGGUGUCUCUCGGCAGUGCCAGCGAGCUUUCCCUACCAACCGCCGUUGCGCUACGGAGCGAACAGAGGGUAUCCUCCGCCGGCCAGCGCACAUCCGAAGGUCGCACCAAGAAGAAGAGCUGGUAUAGCUCCUUCUACCCGACCUACAAGAGCAAGUGUGAGGACUUCAAGCGGCUCUUUAAAGAUCUGCCCGAUGAGGAGCGACUUAUUGUUGACUAUUCCUGCGCGCUACAGAAAGACAUCCUGGUCCACGGCCGUCUGUACGCGUCGCAGAACUACCUCUGUUUCCACGCCAGCAUCUUCGGGUGGGAGACCAGCUUAUCUUUACGAUGGAAAGAUGUCACCGCUAUUACUAAAGAGCGAACAGCACUGGUGAUACCAAACGCGAUCCUCAUCUGCACAGAAACUGAGAAGAAUUUCCUCACAUCAUUCUCCGGCCGGGACAAGUCGUAUCUGAUGCUGUUCAGGAUCUGGCAGAACGCGCUCAUGGGACAGCCUGUCAGUAGCCAGGAGAUAUGGCAUUGGAUCCACAAGUGUUACGGCGAAGAGUUAGGGUUCAACUCUGACGACGAGGGUUAUUCGCGGGACCUGUCUGACCCGGCGGCUCUGCCUGAGAUCGUCGACCCGCCCGACACCGCCUCUGAGGAGUUGGCGGAGACGUCGUCGAUGGACGCGGGCGGUGACCGCGACGAGUCGCGCGAGCGGAACCAACGCGUGCGAGACUCUUCACCCACAGUGGGCAACGGCAGCGGGCUCGGCGCGGACGGCGACGCGCUCCCAACAGACAUGUCUGAUUCCAGCGACUCCGAGCCUGACAAACCACACAAUGGCGGCGGCGCAGAGAAAUGCACCAACACCCACUCCGGCAAAGUGUUACUACGCCAAGAGUUCCCGUUCCCCAUCGACCAGAUGUUCACAAUGAUCUUCACCAACUCCAAGUUUAACCUGGAACUGUUAGCCGCCAGGGGCACGACGGACUAUGUGCAGGCGCCUUGGCAACCAGCCGCGGGUCUGAAAUGCCGGCAAGUUAGCUACACAUUAGGGCUCACGUCAGGACCUAUAGGACCUAAGGAGGUGCACGUUACGGAGACACAAGUUAUGAACAAGUGCUCAUGUCCGGGACAUCUCUACUCCAUAGACUGCACGACAGAGAACGCGGGCAUACCGUACGCGGACUAUUUUACAGUUGAAGUCCACUAUUGUUUGCAGCGGGUAGCAGAAAAUUCCACAAGUUUGCAGCUUUUCGCACAAGUGCGGUAUAAAAAAAACAUGUGGCCCAUGGUUAAAGCAUUCCUGGAAAAGAACACGAUGUCCGGUUUGGACGACUUCGGGCGGCUGCUGGAGGCGCGGCUGCUGGCCGAGGCGGAGGGCGCGCAGCCCGCCAAGCGGAAGGGCCGGCGCACGAGGAGGCAGACAGCAUCAUCACAAGAGGCGGCCGCAGCUUCCGUCGUAAAACCCACAACGGCCAUCUUAGCACCCCGGGCCAGCGUGUCCCGGCCGGCAGGGCAGAACAGCUCCUGGCUGGUCGGCAUACUGGUGCUACUACUGCUGCUCAACGCUCUGCUCUACUACAGACUCUAUUAUACCGCGCCGAAGGCUAUGGACGCCGCGGAGCUGCAGAACAGAAUCAACUCGCUGAGCGGGGCUCAGCUGGCGGACUGGUCGGCGCUGCUGGAGUCGCACUCGCGCCGCCAGCGCGGCCAGCUGCUGGCCUGGCGCCGCGCGCUCGACGCGGCGCGACACCAUCUAGCGCAGACGGAGCAAGCUCUCAAAAACCUGCUAGAAACGAUCAAACCGACAUUAGAGAAAGACGACGACUCGCCGCGGACUGACCUCUGAGCGACCACCGCUCCCAACAUUGGCCGGAAUUCGUCCAACAUUGGGUUGGAUUCGUCCAACACUGACUUGGAUACAUCCAAUAUCGCAUUGAGUUCUCCCGACGUUAGCUUGGAUUCGUCCAAUGUUGCCUCGAAUUCGUCCAAAGUUGGCUUGGAUUACAACAAUGUCAUGGAUUCGUCCAAAAUUAUCUUGGGUUCGUUCUACAUUGGCUGGCUUCGUCCUACAUUGGUUGGAUUCGUACACUGUCCAGGAUUCAUGCAAUAUGUCAAUGACUCGCCUAUUAGUCAGUGUUGGUCAUAUAAUGAAUAUGUUGAUCAUAAUCUUUGACAAGAGUAAGUGUUUUGGUACCAACAUAUUGGUUAUUGACUGUUGUAAACUGAAUCUUCAUUAUUAUGAGGCCAAUAUAAGUUAUAUUGGGUAUUUUGUGACCAAAUUGGGUAGUCGGGGCACGCUAAAUUUUCAUGCAAAAUGCUACGUCAAGUAUGGAGCUUAUAAAGGAUGUAUGCAUUCUUACUGUAAAGUUAGCGUGGUCAGUCUAUAUAAAUUUAUCGUAACAUUUUUAGCUAAGUUCAUUAAUUUAGUGUCGUUUCGUAUAGUUCCUAUAAACAAUUAUCAUGAUUAUGGUCACAAAUACAUUCAAUAUUUUAGCAAACAUUUAUUUGAGGUGGUCAAUUAUGUCGGUAAUAAAAUGACUUAUGUUGACAUAGUAUGUGGAACAUAACAAAUUAUGUUGGUCGUAUAGUCCACGGUAAUGAUUUAUGUUGUUCACAGUAUGUGAAACAUAAUAAUUUAUGUAAUGUAUCCACAAUAGUGGGUUACUAUUGUUUUUGACGCUGCAGCUACGGCCAACGCGCGGAGACAAAUGUGACAUUCAUAAGAAUAAUGUACCAUUGUUGAUUGUCCAUAAAGCCAUAGUACUAUAAAGAUGCAAUUAGAAAUAGCUGUUAUAGACAAUCGACAAUGUACAUUUUGUCUGAAACUGUCACGUAUACCUAAUGCUCUCCAAUCUCGAUUGCUUUUUACAUUUAUAUGUUUCAUCGAAAUAGCGACUAGAUAUUUAAUAUGACGACAUUGUUGUAAAAAUACUAGCAUUUGCCCGCAUAGGUGUGAGCCUGUCUGUACAUAGUACCCCUUACUACUCCUGUACUGAUAUUAUCCCCCUUUUACCCCCUUAGGGAUGUGUCCAAGGAUAAAAAAAAUCAGUUUGUGUGCAGGUUUUAACAGUGAUCGGAAUUGGGUGAACUAAAAUACCUAUUAUUUGCAAGAAAACUACGAGUAUAUACACGCUAAAAGUCAGCCAAUCCUAAAUUAUACAGUAUAUAUAAUAAAGAUAAAUGUUACAUUUACUUCAAUCUUUGGAAGUAGGUACUUUUUGUUGACAUUAAACGUGAUAAUUUAAAAAUAGGUAACCUUUUGAACGCCAAACGGCGCAUCCAUUUGCCGUGCCACUGACGUCACAGGGGUAAUAUUUAGUUUUAACUGUGAAUAAAUAAUGCCAACGUAAAAGAGGGGUGUUUUUCAGUAGAUUUUAAUCAAAAAACGAUUGAUGUCAAAUGGCGUCUUUGGCGUCGUUGUCAUGAUUUUGCGUUGACGUCAAUUGCCGUCUGUGAUGUUCAAAAGGUUAAACUUGUAUCUAAUUAUAAAAACUCUUAUCUACAUAAUUAUAAUAAUAAAUUGUACAAAAGCAAUCGGAUGCGAGUGCAUUAUAAUUUUAAUAUUAAGCUUAACUAAACUAUGUAAUCUGCUAGAGGUUUUCCAGCCGUGUGCAAUAAAAUCCGGUUCCGGGAUUCCGGAGAACCGGGUCCGGAAGUCCGGAUUUACCAAAGAACCUUCAGUAGCAGCUCCCUUAGUAGCUCGAUAUUACAUUGGCAUUUUAAGAUUAUAUAGAAUACCUAUAAACUGGGGUGACUUUAAUAAACGGGGCUACAUUGAAAGUAUCAUAAAAGCAGUAAUUUUGUUGCUUGAUUUUCGUCGAAAAAAGCUGUCUUCGAUGUUAAAUAAUAUAAAUUUUACGAUAUUGAAUCGUGUUUGACAUACAGCAUACAGCUUAAUGGAAGAAUCACAACUACUAAUGUUGAGAAUUAGAUAAUCUCCUAAAAUUGUACCCAAUAAAAGAUUUGUCAGAUAAUACAACCAACAGAUAGGACCUAGUUUUAGAGAUAAGAGAAAUGAAAAUCGUGCUUACUCGUGUAAAGAUUUGGGUGCCAAUCAAAGACUUCUCUUAUGUAGAAUAUAGAAGUCUUAGAACAACAUUAAUUUUAGAAAUAUGGCUCCAUAAAUACAAAAAAAUACCUAUUGAAAUAGUGGAUUAAAAAAGGAUUCUAUAUAGGUACGAUGCCAAUUCAAUAAUGUCUCGAAAGUAGAAGUAAAAAAACGUGUAGAGUCAAACCAAGCUAACUCUGCGCGGCCAAAGUGUGGCUAUGUCAUCAUUAAUGUCAAAUUUCUAUGAAAAUAUAUAUUUUAUAAUGACACACCCUCACUUUGUUCUGUGCGGUAGCUAGCUUAGACGGACUAUUAUCAAUGUAAUAUCGAGCUGUAAUUUAUAUGAAAACCUCACAGAUCCCCACUGUGAUAAGUAUGUAGAUACAUUUAAUUUUAAUCCAGUAGUUGUAUCGUUUCGACGUAUCGGCGCCAAGCGUCUGUGGCACUUCGGCGUUUCACGUUAAUUUUAGUUGCUUUCAGUUACUUAAGUUGCCUAAUGUUCAGUUGAUCUUAGGAUUUAAGCCAUUAUAAACUUUGGUUUAAAAUACCAAACUACUUAUACUAAAAUUAGAGUUACAUUCCCAAAAUUUUCUAUACAGAUAUAUCGGAGCGGCCACAGGAGUUCACAAAUAUCAGAACAAAAGCUCUAUUAUAAAAAUAUUAAACUGCAUGUUCAGGUAUUUUGAACACCUUAGCCGCUCCAAUAUAUCCGCGAUGGCGGAUGUACAAAAUCAGGAUGAUUGUGUAGUAAAUAGACUAAUCAAAAGUCAUUUUCUGUAGUGCCUGGGUUAUAAAAAGUGAUAGACGUAAGUGUCAAUCUUAUACGUAAAGAAACAUGUACCUGGGUAUUAAGACGCGCGGGUUAAUUGUCUCUUAUUGUGAUGCAGCUAUAGUCCGACAAGAAAUUGUAAAAAAUUAUUGAGCAGUUGCAACGUUCGUCAAGUCCCUAGGUUUACACAAACCACGAUUUUUUUUUAUUUAACAGAAAAUAAAAUCGAUUCCUAAGAUCAACAUAGCAUAUCAUAUGUUCAAUUGAGAAUGGAAAACUUUCUUCUAAGCACAGAAGGAAUUUCACAUUAACUUUGUACUAGUAUGCCUGAUCGCUUAUGAAAGUUCCUAAGGGCUCAUUUAGACGGCGCGGGAAAUCGCAUUCGAUUAAUAAUUACAUUGCGUGAGGUUACAUCCGAUUCAGCCGACCGAUCAAAUACCGCGAUGUGAAACAAAUUGAAACUCGCAUGUGAUUUCCCGAGAAAGUGAGAAACUAGAGCGAACCAAGUUAUAACAAGUCCAAAGUGAGGGAGUUUUCCGAUGUCAUUGAAAACUGACCACUCCUAUGGACUUGUGUAAAACGAGACAUUGACAUGUCAUUGUGAUAUUGACAUUUUUAUUUAGUCUGGCUAAUUUUUUCUCACUGGGUUGCAAUGGUUCUCAGUUGAACGUCUUUGAUGUGGCAAUAAUUGUCUUAAUUUAAAGUUUGAUCGGGGCGAAUAUGAAAUCGAUACGCGUGUCAAUGUGAAUAUAAUAUUUGAUCAAUCUAGAUUAAGGAGUAAACCUGAUUAUAGGUGUUAAACUUCUCAAUUUAAAGAAACAAUAUUCAUGCAAUGUAAGCUUAUUCCAAUUCCAACUUAUGUUACAUUAUAAUGUUUAUUACUCCAUGACAGUUGUUACAUUGGCCCCUCGUUUACACUCGCCCCGGUUAACGUAACAUAUAAAUGUAGUAAUGGCGUAACAUGAAGCAUUUAUAUGAAUUCGGAAUUUAUUUAAUUUUAAGUGUAGGUCAAGCGGCUGUUGUAAUAUUUUAAUUAUUUGAUACAUAGGCAUUUAUGUAUGGUAACUGGGCUUAAUAUGUGGCUGCAUUUCGGUGAUUGGGCUUGGUAAAUCAUUUGUGAUAGUGGAGAAUAAGUGGGACUUUUUCUUUGCACCAUCACAUUUCAACCUUGUUUUUGUUAUCGUGAAACUUAGACAAGAUAAAGUUUAUUUGUGGAUACCCGCUACCUUAACAAACGCAAGGUUGAACUGAGUUACCAAACUGCAUUAUAUCUAAUGCGUUUAGGAAUUUUUCUACGCUAUUUUAAGCUUAGAAAUUUAUUUUUAAAUUUUCGCCCAAAAUUAAACUACUUAUUAUAAAAUAUGUUAGCAAUAAUAAUGAUAAUUCGGUGUGUCGCUCUUAAAUUAGACUUUAGAGAAGUGAAACAAAAUGUAAUUGUCAUUAUUGAUGUUUUUACUUUAUCAACCGCUCACGCAACUAUAACUCUACAUCAUUUGUUGGUUAUGGAUCCAUUGAUCUAUUGAAAAUCAUGUACUCUCUAAUCUAAUUUGUGUUGACUAUACAACAUAUUAUUGCUAUAAUACAAAAUUGAAACGUCGUAAUCCGGGAUUACGUAGAACAAGGGGUGACUUUGAUCAAAAUCUUGACUAAAAUAUAUAUAUAAAUAUCACCUUGCAACAAAUACUGUUUUUGAUGCGCGAUCGGUUGCCAAAGUAUUUUAGGUAUUUGCCUUGCGGCUUUGAAUUUGAGUGCGUGUCAACUAGGGUAAUGCCUACAUUACACUAGUUUAUCAGUACUUGUUGUUACAAUUACAAUAUCAACAAGAUACAAGUACUGAGCUAGUGUUAACUAUACAUAAGUUAUGAGGGUUUAGAUGUAAUAGAUAAUUCAGCAAAUAUAACUAGCCUACCUGCCCAAAUAGAGAAUUAUAUCCUUUAAAAAGAUGCUAUAGUACAUUAAUAUCCAGAACCAUUAUUAGGAAGUAAAGAGUAUUAUAUAAAAUUAUGAUUAUAAAAAAUUAUAUCCUGUGCGUAAAUUGUUAUUUUUCAGUUUUGUAUUAUAGAUUGCGAUCUCUUAUUGUAAAAUUGUAGUUAUUCGGUUGUUAAACAUCUGCGGUGCUUCUUAUAAUAGAUUUAUUAUCUUGGGGGCAUAAAUUUAUGCAAAAUUUGUACAUGAAAUGUACAGGUCCUUUCAUACUUGCAGUCUAAUUCUGAAACCAUUUUCAAUGGUAACCCUAACUUACUACAUUGCCUACUUGUGGGUUCUUAAAUAGUGACAAUUAUGCCUACGCCCAUUUUAGACAGCAAAAGUUUAUUUUUAUGUCGCCAAGAUAAUAACUUUCUUAUUUUCCUUUUCGUUGUAAUUAUUUAAUUGUAAAAAAAAACAAAUUAUGUCAAUUAUCAUUAUUUAUCAUUUAUUUAAACCUAUUUAUUUAUAUCCAAAGUAGUUUUAUAGUUCAGUUGUAUUCCAUUCCAGAAAUUAUAAGAUCUGAGGAUAUAUUUGGUUAUAUAUUACUGUUAGAAGUGACAAAGAGUAGAUUCCUAUUAGUUGUAACGGUGCAUUUGAGAUCACCUUGCCAAUUGAAAGCAUUAAAUGCCGCGGACGCAAUCUUCCUAGACGAAACGUAACGUUAAACUGGGGUGAAUUUGAAUUAUAUCGACUUGUAUGACAAAGUUGCCCCGUUUUACACUAAGACGCCCCAGUUUACGGCAAGUAUAGACUAUCCAGGGCAGUUUUAUUAUAUUUGUGUAAAUUGACAAUUUUAUAACCAUGAACUAAAAUUAAGUCAUAAACUAAAACUUGAACUUAAAAAAACUAUACAGAAGAACAUGCAGAAUAAUGAAGGUAUCCUAGUGUCAGACCAAGAAUAGUCUGCAGCGGAUUUGAUAGCCCACGCAGUGAGUGUUAUUUUAAACGUCGAACUUCUAUGAAAUUAUGCCGUAUUUAAAUGACACUUGCACUGCGUGGGCUAUCAAGUCCGCUGCAGAGUUUUUUUGGUCCGACUUUAUAACGUUUUUGCCAAAUUGCAAUGAAGUUGGCAACCUAGGAGAUUAAAGGGCUAGCAUCCAGGCCAAAAAUAAAACUUAUGGCGCCAUCUGUAAAAUACUUCGACCGGCCAAUAUCAUGGCGGGUUAUGGCAUGACUGAAUUGAAUUGCAAUAGGUUUUGGAAAAUUGCGUCGACGGAAAUGCACAAAUUCCGUAAAAUAGUGUAAAGGUGGCUGCGUUAAGGCAAUUCUAUUCUCAGUAUUGAGUAAUAAAUAAAUAUUUUAAAUGAAAUUUA